Carassius auratus (goldfish) is the source of this 2083-nucleotide messenger RNA. Its product is annotated as fasciculation and elongation protein zeta-2. The record is from RefSeq and is a predicted model, not a curated record. Lineage: Eukaryota; Metazoa; Chordata; Actinopteri; Cypriniformes; Cyprinidae. Gene Ontology annotation, cellular component: cytoplasm; axon.
GGUUGCGUGGUCUGUGCGUGUCUGAGCUGCUGGAGCGUCUGGAGGAGGUGGAGCGACAGAUCCGUGGUUUCUCCGAGGAGCUGAUCGAUCAGCUGGCGGUGAGGGAGGAGCUGGACUAUGAGAAGGAGGUGAAGAACACGUUCAUCUCGGCGCUCAUCGACGUGCAGAACAGACAGAAAGAACAUCGAGAGCUGCUGAAGAAAAAGAGGAAGAUAAAGGCCACAGGCGGCAAUCAGAUAUCCAACCGCUCACAUGUGCCAGGAACCUAUUUGACGACGGUGAUCCCGUAUGACAAGAGCAGCAGAGCGCCGUCUGUAGAAGACCUGCAGAUCCUGACCAAGAUUCUUCAUGCCAUGCGAGAGGACAGUGACACAGUUCCUGCUCUUCUGACCAGCUACAUCCUCAAAGUGUUGUGUCCCACGUAGUGUUUCUGGAGCUGAAACGAGCAAAUCUCAUCGGUUCGCCGGAUGUCCGAUCAUCUGCAUCUCUCCAGAUGAUGUUCUUCUCUGAUCUUGCACAGAACUGACCCGCCAGUGGCAUUUAUUUCUCAGUUUUGUUAUGUGUAGAUGUAAUUGUGUGUUUGAGCAUGAGUGCAGUAUUUAGUUUAUUUCUUAAUGCAAUUCACAUUUCACUUACUGUCAGAUUCCACUUUAUUAUCACAGUGCAGCUGCUGUAACUCAUGCACGUUUGCAUCGUAUUUGGUUUGUUUUAGCGCAGAUCUAGAUGCAAGUUUCCCUCUUUCGAUAUUUCCAUCAAAUUAAAUUAGAUUUCAGGAAGUCUAAUGGCUAAAAAUCAUAGAAAUGAAUGGAUUUCAAUGAUUUAAAAGCAAUCUCUCCAGCAAAGGCUGGUACAAAUAUUUGUGUGGGUAGCUGUAAAAUCGAAAGGUUUAUCAUAUUAGAAUGAAAUAGUUCAGUCAUGCUGAACAGAAUUAGUGGUACUUAAAAACAACCUGAUAUUCAUUAAAUGCAUUUCAUUGCCAGUUAAUAGAUCGUCAUACUCAGUUUUUGUUCUAUUCGAUCAGUUUUAUAACUUCUCUGUAUAACAGUAUUAAUACUGAGUUGAUUUGGCGUGAACAGUACGAGUAUUUUCUACCAGUUGUUGUGGAAUCUGAGAUCUCAGUGGUGAAGAAAGGACUUUAAUCAGAUCUCUGGACUGGAUUUCUGUUUGAAGGUAUGAAGAGCUAAAACGCACACAUAAAGAGAUAAACACGUCUGUCUGUUCUCACUACGGUCCUGUAAGAUUGUCUCUAGUGUAUUAGUUUUUUGUUGAACGAUUGGAGGUGAUAUUUUUGUAUGUGUGACUGUCAAAUCUGAUUGUUGUUUUUCGACGGAGAGAUUGAGAUUACGUUGUGUUGAUUCCUGCAGAUGCACGACCUUAAAGAAAUAGUUGAUGUAUGUAGGGUGACAGUUUUUCAGCCAAUUUCUCCGUUUAAAGGAUUAUUUCACCCUUAGAAAACAGUUUUAAUUACUUUUGUGCAUAGAAGUCCAUACAGAUCAUGUGCCAUAUUUAAAAUCAUCUUGAAGGCAUUCAGUCGCUUUUAUAUUUAAUUUAAUGUUUUUGUGUUCCAUGAAAUAAAAUCAUGGACCAUUAAUUAAAUUUCUGAGUUAACUACUACUUUAAACUCAGUAAAUUCUGCAUGUGAGGAGUAAAACAUCUCGCAUGUCUCUGUUCUGUGGGUUGAAGGGAAGUCAUUGUUUUUAUGUUUGUAAAGCAUUCAGAAAAGUAGAAGUUGCUGCAUGCACUUUCAGUUGGUCUAAAAGGGAACAGUUUUGUAGAGCAUGACAUUUGCGUGAAGCGUUGAACUACAGAUCUUCGUCGUCGGGUGCUCAUGGCCUGAUUCAGAGGAAUAUUAGGAGUGCACAAUAAAUCAGGGUACACAUAACAACUAGAGAUUAUUAUAUAUUUUUUACAAGCAAUAAUGAAAUGCUGCCUGUCGAAUGCAUUAAAUUUUGUAUGUUAAAAUGACCUUAUUUUUAAUUCUGACCAAAUUUUUUACAUGAAUGGUCCUUUUGAAUUAGAAAUUUAUAAGCAAUGCAUUGUAUGUAGCAGAGCAGUUUUUAAAUAAAAACAUCUGUUCAUUAAA